AAGCUCGACAAUGGACUAAGAACAGGUUUCGUGAACAAAAUAGUGGUAUCAGCGUCGGCAGAAGCCGUCUGAGCCUCCUCCUCCAAUUCAUCCUCAGUAAGUACACUGCUCUCUUCCUCGACGUCUACCAUAUCGUCAACAGUUUCAUCCUCCUGGGCAUAUGCUACAUUCGCCCCUGUAACCAAAACCCCAAAAUCAUCAUGAAUAAAAAUAUCUAGUCUCUCUCCCCAACAACACUAAUCUUCAAUAAUCUAUAAUAAUCUACAGCAAAUAUGAUAAACUCGGCAAUAAUCCCCUGAACGUAGCCCCCAAAUAUCAAGUUCCAUCACAAACUCUUCAUUUCAUAACAGAAAAACCAGCUGAAAAAUCAUUUGAAAUGGAGCAGAAACGUCGUGAGGUAUUCCAAAAUAUUUCUCCCACAUUUCCGGUAUAUUUUCACAAUAAAAGGAAGAUAAUUUACCACAAUUGACUAUGGAGAUCAACGCCGGCAGUGCGAUGAGCACGAGAAACACCAAACCCUUCAUAUUUACUACUAUUAUUUUCAAAAAUAACUUUGCAAAAUUCUCAAUCUAUUUCCACACUCAAUUCCAAAUAGAUUAUUUUGAAACCUAGUGGAUAGAUGAAUCCAACUACUUCACCACAAACUCCAAAGCCCGAUUGUCAAGAGUAAACUGUUACACGAGUCACAACGGUUUUGGUAAAAACUCCAAUAUCAUCCUCUCCAACCUACUGCUACGUGGAAGAACCGCUGCACUCGUCAAUCGGACCAGCGAACAACGUGGAAGUGGAAAACCAAAAUAAAAAAAAUCGAUAACAGAAUGGCGGAUGUUUGUUUUCGUGGCAUGAGAAGGAGGGAAUAAAACCCAGAAAACCUCCCAAUUUCGAUAAAUUCUGGAAAACUUGAAUCGGAUAGCGUUAUUGAUUAACAAGGGACUAAACUCAGAAUGGAAUUGGACGACGACUUUUUCUUCGAGGAGGACAAAAUGUUAGUUACGAUUGAUUGAUUGAGUAAUAACAAUUAAUACCUGAUGUUUAUGUCGAUGUUUCAAUGUGAUUUGAUAUCCACGGAAUUGUUGAUGUGCUUCGUCGUGUUUAUUUUGUUCAUGCAUGCGUUAUUGCGUUGGCAUGAACCAGUAAGAACGAUCUGAGUGAUAAUACGAGGAUUGAGGAGAAGGAUAAAGGAGAUUUUGAUAUUUUCACUGAACACGUUGAGUCGGAGGAGCUCAUCAUGAUGGAAGAUCGCAUGGGUAUGGUAAUUACCUCUGGCAAUGUGGUAAUUCACAAAGAUAGUAGCAACCUGAUAGGCAUCAGUAUUGGGGGCGGAGGCCCCUACUGCCCUUGCCUGUACAUAGUCCAAGUAUUCGACAAUACCCCAGCAGCUCUGGAAGGUACCCUUCAAUCCGGAGAUGAACUCUGCGCAGUUAAUGGUGCCUCAGUCAAAGGGAAAACCAAAGUCGAGGUGGCCAAGAUGAUUCAGGCUUGUGACACUCAAGUCAGUAUCAACUACAAUAAACUACACGCCGAUCCUCGACAGGGGAAAACUCUAGAUAUUGCUUUGAAGAAGGUGAAACAUAGGCUAGUCGAGGGAAUGGGAAGUGCAACAGCCGAUGCCCUUGGCCUUUCACGAGCGAUUUUAUGUAAUGAUGCAUUAGUACAACGAUUAACAGCCCUGCAAAGGACAGAGAAUUUGUAUAGAGGUCUCGUGUCACAUGCCAAAUCUAUGCUACAUGCCUUUUUCGAUCUUACGCAGAUUUACAAAGUAUUCGGCGAUGCCUUUGCAGCAAUCGGGGUUCGUGAACCCCAGCCUCGUGCCAGUGAAGCCUUCCGUCAAUUCGGUGAGCAACACCGUCAAAUGGAAAAAUUCGGGGUGACAAUGUUGAAAGCCCUCAAACCCAUCCUCAGUGACUUGGGUACAUACCUCCACAAAGCCAUCCCAGACACUCGUCUAACAAUCAGUAAAUACGCCGACGCAAAAUUCGAAUAUUUGUCUUACUGUCUCAAAGUCAAAGAGCUAGACGACGAAGAACAGACUUUCGUAGCGCUGCAGGAGCCCCUGUACCGAGUUGAAACCGGAAAUUACGAGUAUCGAUUAGUUCUGAGAUGUCGACAGGAAGCGAGAUCGAGAUUUGCGAAAUUGAGGUCAGACGUUCUCGUUAAACUGGAGCUAUUGGACAACAAGCACGUACAGGACGUCGUCUGGCAGCUCCAGAAAUUCGCCUCUGGACUCUCGAAAUAUUACGCCAAUACAAAAGAACUAUUGGACUCAGCUACCCUAUUUCCGGUUGAGGUAGAUUUAUCACAGUCAGCCUUUCAGUACAAGUCCUCGGGGCCUCAGACCCUAGAGGAUAAUGAGGAUAAUGAGUACCUGGACGAUCCUGAGGAGAAAAACGAGGGAAAGCCUAGUAAUGACGUGUUCAUGCUGGAUACGAGUGAACCUUCGUUACUCAUGCCUGAGUUCAACGAUCUUAAGUAACAUUCGGCUACUCCAAAUGCUGAUAGUAUUUUUUACAUUCCAAGCCAAAUAUUGAAUUCCAAAGAGUUUUAUCGUUUUAGGUAAAUAGAUCGAUUUGUGAGAGGUUCCAUGUCAACUCCAACAUUUGUCAUUCUUCGGAAAGCUGUUACUGAUUACGAUCACUAUACUGAGGGAAAAUCAAUCAAGUCUUUUUUGGGCCAACAAAAUCGCUAGAUGAAAAUUGCCAAAAAAGAAAUUGUUUUUCUUUUGAUAACAACGAAAUAU
Diachasma alloeum is the source of this 2737-nucleotide messenger RNA. RefSeq names its product PRKCA-binding protein (gene PICK1). Gene Ontology annotation, biological process: dendritic spine maintenance; receptor clustering; intracellular protein transport. Lineage: Eukaryota; Metazoa; Arthropoda; Insecta; Hymenoptera; Braconidae. The record is from RefSeq and is a predicted model, not a curated record. The transcript has 6 exons. Gene Ontology annotation, cellular component: postsynaptic early endosome; postsynaptic density; neuron projection. Gene Ontology annotation, molecular function: protein kinase C binding; protein domain specific binding; phospholipid binding. The coding region runs from base 1229 to 2473 and encodes 414 amino acids.